This is a messenger RNA of Cucumis melo (muskmelon), 1276 nucleotides long. RefSeq lists its product as uncharacterized. The record is from RefSeq and is a predicted model, not a curated record. The coding region runs from base 213 to 1064 and encodes 283 amino acids. NCBI's taxonomy places the organism in Eukaryota, Viridiplantae, Streptophyta, Magnoliopsida, Cucurbitales, Cucurbitaceae. The transcript has 2 exons.
UAAUUAAUCAAAUGAACAGAGGGUUUCGGUUCCGCCAACGACAUCUCCGCUAAAGACGAAGCUGAAGAAUUUUAUGUGUUUAUAAUCCUCUCUCUUCUUUACUCCAAACCCUAAUUUCAGAUUCAUAAUCCCACAAAUUAUGAAACCUCAACACAACACAGAUUCAUGAACCUCCCAAUUUGCCUCCGGUUCUACCGUUGGAGAAUCGAGGUAUGUUUCCUCAAGCCUCUCAGAGGUCGCUCUCCACACCUCCUACUUCUAUUCAUGGCCGAUGUUUUAGAAAAGGGAAAAGGCCUGAUAUGAGGCGAAAAGACUUAACUGCAACACCCUAUAAAACCUCGAAUUGGAACGAACUACAGUACCAAAAUCGCUUGAAGUCGAGGCGUUUUUAUCCUAAGAAGAAGUCCAAUUACCGUUUUCCUCCAUUUGCGCCUCGCAAUACCACUUCCUUCUUAAUUCGAGCCAAACGAUCCGGUGGUAUUGCGUCGUUGGUUUCGCCUUAUCCGGUCACUCCUGCGGUGUUGCCGACUCCCAUAUUUUCGCCUCUUAGAGAAGUUCUUGUUGAUAUGGCUAAGGAGGAGUGGGGUCUUGAUGGGUAUGGCUCGAUGAAGGGUCUGAUUAGGCUUCGGUCAGCUAAAGACUAUGAGGACGAAGAUGAAGAAGAAGAAGAAGAUGAAGUUGGGGAAUCUGGUGAUAGCGAUGUGGAAGGACAUUUGGAGGUGGAGAGACGGCUGGAUCAUGAUUUAAGUAGGUUUGAAAUGAUUUGCCCAACUUCUGUGGGUGAAGAACAGAGUACCCUUUUGGAGAAUAGAGUGGAUGAUCGAGAUUGUCAUAUAUCCCGGCUUGAGGAAGAAAAUUUAACUUUGAAGGAAAGGGUAUUUUUCAUGGAAAGAGAGUUAGAAGAUCUAAGAAGAAGGGUUCAGUGCUUGGAAACUGAAGGUUGGCGCUUCCAUCUCACGGACAAUAACAAAGAGGAAACUGCAGCAUCUGAGAAUGCCUUUGAUAAUGGUGGCAACGACCAUGCAUGCUCAGAGAAGAGCAUUAAUGACAUUGGGAAUGAAUGAGAAUUACAAAUUCUCAUUUACCAAAGGUCAACCGAGGUGAAUUUGUGCAAAAUAUUUGCAUUAGGAUUAAUUUUAGAGAUUUGACUUUUCAGUUUAUGUAGUUUAGUAAACUUUUCUUUAAUCCUUUUCCUUUGUGGGUCUGACUUAAAUAAGAAUAGAUACAUCAUAUUAGUGUACAGAACUAACCCUUAUGUAAGAAGUUUGUUCUUCUA